AUGGCCUCGGAAAAUUCUACACAAACUGCUACAGAAGAAAUUCGUUUACUUCUUAUUGGUCCACCAAAAACUGGUCAAUCAUCUAUUGCAAAUAUUCUUGCUGGUCACAAUGUUUUUCCUGUUGGUGCAUCAAGUUCAGUUGAAUCUGCAACACCAACAACACAACCAAGACAUUUUACUAAUAAAAAUAUUCUUACUGACAAACAUUUACUUGUUGUUGAUGCUCCUCCUUUAUUCAUAUUAAAAGAUGCAACAUCAAAUGAAAAAGACAUGAGACGACUUGCGAAAUGUGUUGCACUUGUUAGUCCUGGUCCACAUGCAAUUUUUCUUAUACUUAGUUGUGAUGAUGCAAAGAAUGAACGAUUUGAUAUGAAACAAAUUGUAACAACUGUAUUUGGUGCCGAAGCGUUAGAUCAGUCAAUAGUUGUUUUUUCAUUUAUUGAUCGUCUUGAAAGAAAAGGUAUAUCUGUUGAUGAUUGGAUAAAUAAAGAAUGUAAACAACAAGCAUUACUUGAAGCAUGUGGUCAUCGUUAUUUAGUUAUUGAUUCUUCUCAUAAUGAUCAAACAAAACAUAUAGAUUUUUUAAAUCGUACAUUAACAAUGUUAAAUGAAUUAUGGAAAGAAAAAUUAAUAUUUAAAUCAAAAAUGUUUGAUGAUAUUGAACAAGAAAUUCAACGACAAGAAAAAAAUCGUUCGGAUUUAUUUCAAAAAAAAUAUGCAAAUAAUUUUUAUGGUUCAGAAAAAGCAUUACGUCUUCUUUUACGUGAACAUAUGCGUGAUGAACUUGAACGAGAACCAAUUUUAGCUGAAGCUGAUUAUCUUGUUGUUGAAAAAUAUUUACAACCUAUUGUUAAAUCUUUAUUACAAGAAGUCGCACGUUAUCUCGAAGAAGAAAUUGUUAGUACUUAA
Molecule: messenger RNA, 909 nt
Organism: Rotaria sordida
Lineage: Eukaryota; Metazoa; Rotifera; Eurotatoria; Philodinida; Philodinidae
Source: the annotation of a GenBank genome assembly